ACAGCCGGUUAUUACCAUAUCCUUUCGUUCCUGGUAUUCGAUUCGCUUAAAUAUCCGAAAUCCUAGUUUCAGUUAAGUCGAUAAAACAGGAAAAUGUUAGGAAAAUGAACAUUCUCGUCUUCUUAAUAUACGUACCGACAAUGCGAACGUAGGAUUUUUCGCGGCUUGUACAGGUUGGAUAUAUAUAUAUAUAUAUAUGUAUAUAUAUCAUCAUCACCGAUCAGCAUCAACGAGAAAGGCGAAAUAAUUGUGUUGUUAGAAGAAAUUUGAACAACUGUAUGGAGAUUUGUCGGAGAUAAUUAAAUACAUCGAAUUAUGGAUUCUGCACCAGCAUUAGAAACUGUCUAUCAAGCUGUUUAUUCUUUGUACAAUAAUUCCAAUCCAUCCGAUUCGGGUAAAGCAUCAUCAUGGCUUGAAGAAUUACAAAAAUCAGUUUACGCAUGGAAAAUAGCUGAUGAAAUGUUGCAGCAAAAACGAGACAUCGAGUCUUGUUAUUUUGCUGCACAAACAAUGCGUACAAAAAUCCAGUCAUCGUUUCAUGAAUUACCUGCCGAAGCUCAUACUUCACUACGUGAUUCAUUGAUGGACCAUAUAUCACAGAUUAAUGAAAACACCAAUACUGCCAUUGUUACACAGUUGUGUUUAGCAAUGGCUGCUCUAACAAUACAAAUGACAUCGUGGCAUAAACCCGUUGUAGAUUUAAUUAACAGAUACGGUGGAAGAAGUAACAGUCUUUGGCCAUUACUUGAGAUUUUAACCGUACUUCCAGAAGAAGUUAAAUCCAGAUCACUUAGAUUAGGGACUACCAGACGAGAACAAGUAAUGGUUGAACUUAAAGCAACCGCUGAUACAGUUGCUGAAUUCUUGAAAAUGUGUUUGAAAGAUGGUAGUGAAAAUAUACUAGUACGAGUUACUAUCUUUCGAUGUUUCACCAGUUGGAUUACUGUUGGUGCUAUACCUCUUCGAGUUAUACCUACAAGUGACAUAGUAGCAUACGUAUUUCAAGUAUUGGGUGAUCAUCAAGCAGGCUCUCUAUUACAUGAAUCCGCUGCGGAUUGUUUGUGCGUUAUUUUACAAGCAUUACAAGAUGACGUUACUAUUAAUCGAGAUAACAAUUGUGAACUAAGCGCUCAACAAUAUCAACAACUACAAAUGUGUCUUUUUACCAAUGUUGUGGAUUUGGAACAACCAUAUCAUUUAUCUGUAGUUCAUGAAGAUAUGGAAAAAUCUAUCAAUUAUUGUCGCAUUUUUACGGAAUUGGCUGAAACGUUUAUCGACACUAUUAUAGAUGGUAGUAUGGAUGGGAAACAACAUUAUGCUAUACGAAUUCUUGAUCUUGUUCUCAUGUGUCUUGGACAUCACGAUUACGAAGUUGCUCAGAUAACUUUCCAUCUUUGGUAUCGAUUAUCAGAAGCUAUUUAUCAAAGGAAUAGCGAAGAUUUAAAUAUUGUAUUUAGACCACAGUUUCAACGAUUGAUAGCUGCACUUUGUAGGCAUUGUCAAAUGGAACCAGAUCACCUCGGUUUAGUAGAAGAAGGUGGAGGAGGUGAAGAAUUUGCUGAUUUUCGCAAACGUGUGUCAGAACUAGUUAAAGAUGUAGUAUUUGUAGUUGGCAGUAGUAAUUGUUUCCGACAAAUGUUUAAUUCGUUAACGGGUGGUCCUGGUCCUCAAGGAUUACCUGUUCCUACUCCUACAUGGGAUACGAUAGAGGCUGCACUUUUUAUAAUGCAAGCAGUCGCUAAAAAUAUUUUACCAGAGGAAAGCGAUAUAGUUCCACAAGUAGUCGAAGCGAUUCUUAAAUUACCAGAAAAUACUCACAUUGCUGUACGACAUAUUAGUAUACUUUUGUUAGGAGAAUUAUGUGAAUGGAUAGAAGAUCAUCAUUUAUGGUUAGAACCAAUAUUAAAUACUUUGUUGGCCUGUUUAAAUCAAAAGGGAUUAGGAAAUGCAGCUGCCAGCGCUCUUUUAAGUAUUUGCACUGUAUGCCCGCAUCGCAUGGCACCUCAUUUUAAUGUAUUGUUACAAAUAGCACGUUCCUUUGAUAAUUUAAAUUUAAGCGUUGAAGCUUCUAUUAAAUUAUUGAAAGGCGUGUCAUUAAUUCUUGCAAGAUUACCUAAAGACGAAAUAGGACCAGCGAUGAAACAAUUAUGCUGGUAUCAAGCAAUGCCUCUUUAUCAGCUUAUACAAAGUAAACCACCAGUUGAGAGGGGAACUAAGACUGAUCCUGCAAUAUGGUUAGAUAGAUUAGCAGCAAUAUUUAGGCAUACCAAUCCUAAAAUCGAGGAUGAAAAUGCACCACAUCCAUGUCAAAUGGUUAUCACCGAAAUGUGGCCAAUAUUGUCAAAUGUAUGUACACAAUAUCAACAUGAUCCAAGACUCAUGGAACGAGUUUGUCGUUGUUUAAGGUUCGCUGUUAGAUGUGUAGGUAAACAUUCAGCACAUCUUCUUGAACCACUCGUCGAACAGAUUGUACAAUUAUAUGCUACGCAUCAACAUAGUAGCUUCCUAUACCUCGGUUCCAUUUUAGUCGACGAAUAUGCUACAGAUUUAGAUUGCGUGACAGGAUUAUUGAACAUGUUGGAAGCUUUCGUUGGUCCUACUUUCACCAUUCUUCAAGAAACAGAUGGUUUGAAGAAUCACCCUGAUACCGUUGAUGAUCUCUUUAGAUUAUGCGAUAGGUUUUUACAAAGAGCACCUGUUCCUUUUCUACGUUCAUCAAUAAUAGGUAGCAUAAUUGACUGCGCUUUAAUGGCAUGCAGUUUAGAUCAUAGAGAUGCUAACGCUUCAGUUAUGAAAUUCUUUUAUGAUCUUAUACAUACUGCUAGUUGUUUUGAGAAAAGUUCGGAUUUCACGAUACGACAACAACUAGUGAGAGAAAUAUUAGCAGAAAAGGGACAAACAUUAGUUAUAAGACUUCUUCACGCUUCUGUAUUUUCCUUACCUGCGUACAUGGCAUCAGAUGUUGCAGACGUACUCCUAGAACUUAAUUCUACCAACAGACAGUCAUUUUCCAAAUGGUUAGAAGAAGCCAUUAAAUCAAUGCCGCUUCAAAAUCCAGAUGGAUCUCCUACGGCAACUAACGAAGAGCUCGUUCAAUUACACAACACCAUUAUAAGUGCCGACGCAUCUAAACCUGUGGCGACUGCCUUAAAAAUCUUCGCUCGUUACUACCGUUGAUGCAAUACGACGAUUUAUCGUUUAUUUUAAUCAG
Molecule: messenger RNA, 3211 nt
Organism: Polistes dominula (European paper wasp)
Lineage: Eukaryota; Metazoa; Arthropoda; Insecta; Hymenoptera; Vespidae
Gene: Tnpo-SR
Product: transportin 3
Biological process (GO): protein import into nucleus
Cellular component (GO): cytoplasm
Molecular function (GO): small GTPase binding
Source: RefSeq, a predicted model, not a curated record